Messenger RNA from Cokeromyces recurvatus, 4474 nucleotides. RefSeq names its product TRAPP II complex. The transcript is spliced from 16 exons. The coding region runs from base 90 to 4061 and encodes 1323 amino acids. The record is from RefSeq and is a predicted model, not a curated record. Gene Ontology annotation, cellular component: trans-Golgi network. Lineage: Eukaryota; Fungi; Mucoromycota; Mucoromycetes; Mucorales; Mucoraceae.
GUUCAUUUAUUUUAUUUUAUUUUAUUUUAUUAUUUUAAUUUUACUUUUACUUUUAUAUUACACAACUAAAAGGGGUUCCUAUUUACAAAAUGGAUCUUGUACUCGACAUUACUUCAGCUUGUCGAGUACGUAUAUUAUUAAUUCCAGUAUCUCCCAUUAAGAAGUCAACUUUUUGGAAACAUGUGGAACUAGUAAAAAAAUUCAGUUUAGUUCGUCUCGGAGAUGUAACGCCUGAUCUUCAUAAAGGUGCUAAUGCCAAAUUUAGCAGCCAAGUUUUCCAAGAAGGACAAAUGCAUUUCGAAUUCAUAACGAAUUAUAAUAGGGAUCAUUGUCAUCUUGAAGAUUUUCAGCCUCAUCGAAGGAUUUUUGGAGUCAUUGGUAUAAUGGAUUGCCAAGAAUGGAGAAAUAAAGAUUUAAGUGAAGGAUAUAAAAGAUUUGUAGACAUGUUAAGUCAGUAUCCCACAGCAAUUGCUACAAGAUGCUUUGCGUUUGAUCCAACUGAAAAUCAGCCUGAUGAUACAAAAGGACUGAUUAUGAUUCCCAACGUAGGAAAUAUGUCUUUUUACAUGAGUACUAUGAUUUGUGAUUUUGCCAGUGAGAUACUGGAUCAAUUUGCUGCUAUUGCAGAGCGUAUUGAAAAUUUGAAAGUAUUAGAAUCGCCCUUGCCUGUAGGUUAUACACCGAAAAGUUUUGAACAAAGUAAUGGAAAUCAAAUGAUCCAGCCUCAACCUUCAACUAGUUCACCAUAUCAUCAAAAUAAUAAAAAUUCUCAAUCAGGGCCAACUCCAGUAUCAUCUAUUUCAUCCUCAUUUUUAAAAAGAGCUUCAUCAACAAUUAACAAUAAUAGAAAAGGCUUGAAUGCUAACAACCCUCCUCCUACUCCUAAACCAUCGUUAACUCGAUCUUCAACAUUUACAGGCACUUCAUUGUCAGCAGCAAGCGAUACAAGUCGAACAAUUCAAAGAACGCCUGGUAGAAUUAAGAAAUUAUUAGCUGACUUUUACUUGCUAGCUGGUCGAUUACCAGAUGCUAUUAAACACUACAAUGAAGCUAUUGAAGUAACACAGAGCUCCAAUGAUUAUUUAUGGUUAGCUAGUGCGAAAGAAGGUUUAGCAUGCACCUUAUUAUUAAUGGCCUAUCUUCAUACUGAUGUUGGCCAUAUUGUGUCCAGACAAGCAAUAGUAAAUGAAGAAAAUUCAACUAUGGACUCGAAACCUGCAUCAGUAGCAGAAAAUGAAGAUAAGAAUUCUAAAACAAUUGUGACAGAAAUUACCGAAAUGUAUGAGGAAUUAAUACAAAUAUAUGAGAAGGUUAAUACAACAACGAACAUCCCUCUUCCUAAAUUAGUGUACGCAGAAGCAUCCUUAAAAAUAGCAAGGUUUUUAACAGCUAUAUUUCUGAAUGGUGGAUGGAAUGACACUAUUUUAACAAAUAUAAUACAACAUCCUACAUUAGAUGUAUUUAAAAACUCAACCAAAAAGAGAGAAAAUCGCUUUAUGACAGCGGAAGAUUUGGUUAAAUAUAAAGGAAGUGAGAUUCCGAGAUUUUCAAUUGCUAAAUGGGUUACUAGAGUUUGGUCUAUGAGCUUGGAUAAUAUGAUUAUAAUGGAUCAAAUUAAUAUCAUGACACAAAUGUCUUCCAUUUUAUCGAAUAUUGGAUAUCAUCGUAAAUCUGCAUGGAUUAUGUACGAGACCUUAAAUCGUAUGGUUCCUUUAUUGAUACAAGGAAGAGCUGCUAUGGCAAGUAUAAAUGCAAAUAAAAAAAAUUCCGCAAAAGCUGAUGAUGGUAUUUUGGAAGUCCUUAAGAGAAUUUGUGAAGUCUAUGGUAUUGGCGAGAGUAAUGUUCAAGAUGGAGGUACUUUACAAAUCAUGCAGAAUAUAUGUGAUAGCCAACAAGAAAAAGUAAAAGUAAACCCAUCUUCUGAAGCAACUAACAUUGGAUUUGGAUGGGCUGUGUUACAGAUUGAUGUACUAAGAGAAUGUAUUGUAGUUUCAGAAGCUAUUCAAGAUCAUGCUUCUAUGCUAUAUUAUACAACGGUUUUAUUGAAAAACUUAUACCAGCAUAUUUCUAAAGAUGAACAAAUUCGACUUGCAUCAUCUAUCCAACGGAUUGUUAAUAUUAGUAAACGAACAGGAAAAGUAGACAAAUGUAUCAAUUAUUGGGGAUUCAAUAUUGUCAAGUCAAUUGAACCUAUACCUCCUAUACCACGAAAAGCUAUAUACCAGCAUCCAUUAUUAAUUGCUAAAGCCUUAGCUGCUUCUAAAGAAGGUAAAACAAGUUCUGGAGAUCCUUUUAUUUAUAAUCCUUUCACAAAGAAAAAUAAUGACAAGCCUCAGAUUAAUUUGAUUAAGGAUGAAACAUGCGAAUUUAAUGUAGCUUUAUUUAAUCCUUUUGGAUUCGACCUUGAAUUGAGUAAUAUUAUUUUAAGUACAUCAGGGGUUAAAUUUUCUCCAAUUCCAACUGCUGCUACUAUACCAGCAAAUGAUACACUUAUUUUAAGACUAAUGGGUACACCUCUUGAAAUUGGAACUCUGGUUAUUAGAGGAUGUAUUAUCAAAAUCACAGGUUUCGCUGAGCAAGAGUUUUUAAAUGAAAAACCGAAAAUACAGAGUGUAGAUCAAUCGAAGAAGAAAGAAGCUGCUCAACAGACUAACAAUUCUCAAAGAUUUAAAUUCAGUGGACUACAAGCUCUUUAUCGUUCUUCAUCUGAAUUAGACAAACUUACAGCAGAUACAGAAUCGACAGAUACUAUUGAGCAUGAAAUACUAAAUGUUAUUGAAGACCAGCCGCUGCUUAAGAUUAAAUCAACUUCAUUAUUACAUGGUGCCGUAAUGCUAUUUGAAGGAGAAAUGACACAUAUUAGGAUCGAUGUAGAAAAUAUUGGUAAUAUACCUGUUGACUUUAUUACAUUGUCAUUUACAGAUUCUAUUACCAACUAUCCGAAGCCUAUCAACCCAGAAUUACCAGCCGAAGAGCAGUAUGAGAUUGAACUAUACACUAAAGGUACUCCUGUCUUUUCUUGGGAAGGUUCAAAAAAUAAUGGUAGUCAAAUUGGUAAGAGGAUUAAUCUUCCUCCUGGUCAACAUACUGAAGUUUUUGUAAACAUUUAUGGUAAACAGGGAUGUACUGGUGGUGCUAUUUAUAUAGAUUAUGGUUACUUGGAUAGAGCUAUUCAAGGUCAAACAAAAAAGAUAAUUUAUAAUGAUGAAGGACUACCGACUACAUUAUAUACAAGACAAUUAUAUUUACCAAUUAUGAUUACUGUUUAUCAAAAUUUGGAACCAUUAAAUUGGGAUGUACUUUAUCUUCGAGAUAAUAUGUCUGUAACAAAAUCUUAUAUAGAUGAAGCUAUCAAUACUAUUAAUAAGUUAGAUAUACAAAAUAUUAAAACAACUGAACAGCCUGUAGAAGAGCUAUUAAUGUUAACCCAACAAUCAAAUGACAAUAACGACAAGAAUCCAUACUGUUUAUUAACUUUAGACGUGAGAAACACUUGGACUACUCCAUUUGAUAUAGAAUUUGUAAUAGAUAAUCGUAACAACGAUAAUGAAAAUGUAGAUAGUAAUAUUUUGAAAUCAGUGUUAACUAUUCAACCAGCUUUAACCAAGCGUAUUGUAUUUCCCUUAAAGAAACUUUUUUUAACUUCUGAAGAGAGAUUACAGCCUAUUCCUAGCUUUGAGCCUAAUAAACAAUUUGUAGUAUCUCAAGCACCAAAAAUGACACCUGAGCAAGAGUAUGCCCAUUUACAAAUGUUUUGGUAUAAAGAAAAGCUAUUAUCACGUAUCAAGGCUACUUGGCAAUGUCGAGCCUCUAGACGACGAGGUAUAAUUAACUUACGUCCUUCUUUACGGCUAACUGGACAACAAUUAAAUAUACUUAAGAUGCAAGAUAUUGAAUUUAUCAUUAAUAUGCGAGAAGAGGAAGGAGUCAAGACUGUAGGACAUCGUCAGUUUGAAUGUAAGGUUAACUCUUUUGUUCAUAUGAAUGUUACCAUUGUGAAUAGGCAAGGUAAAGACAAAAUGAUUUAUAUAUGUAUAUACAUGUAUAUAAUGAACAUUUGAUGGUAACAUAUUACAUUGUUAGUACAACCUGUAAAGUUAAUAUUAAGAGUUCAAGCUGUUCAAAGCUAUAAUAAUGGCGCAAAAGAAUACGAUUUAAAUGAAAAGUUACUAAUGCAGGGUGUUCCUCAGCUAGUUUUGCCUGAAAUUUCUUCCAACAGAGAAUUUACACAUACUAUACCUUUGUGCUUUUUAUCGCGAGGUAAAUUUGAGUUCCUUUACCAAAUAGAAGAUGUACAUACUCGUACAACAUAUUAUGACUAUGACUGGGCAUUUGUCAAUGUAUUGGAUAUAUAAACUAUUUUAUUAUAAUAUAUAAUGUUUACAAAAUAUAAAUUUUAUUAAAGAGGAUUUCCUUAUAUAAUUACAUAUACAUAUACAUGCAAAUAUACAUUUAUACAUAUAUACAAUAAAAU